Messenger RNA from Staurois parvus, 258 nucleotides. The record is from the annotation of a GenBank genome assembly. Lineage: Eukaryota; Metazoa; Chordata; Amphibia; Anura; Ranidae.
CAGGGGCAGACUGACCAUUUGGAAACUCGGGCACUGCCCGAGGGCCCGGGGUCAGUAGGGGGCCCCAUGAGAUGCCCCUGGUACCUUUUUCAUAGGCGUUUUUGAGUUUGGGCAAGGACACAGGGGCCCCAUGAUCCCCUAUUGCCCGGGGACCCCAUGAGUUGUCAGUCUGCCCCUAUCCGCCCAUGCACAGGGGUUAUUCAGCAUUACUCACCCAGCCUCCUGGUUUCCUGUAUAAGCACAGCUACUCUGGUCAUC